AGCAGCGCUGCCGCCGCCGCCGUAGACUGAGUUGGAGGAGGCAGAAGCCAGGAAGAAAAUGGCGGCCGUGGCUGCAGAGGCGGCAGCGACUGCAGCGUCCCCCGGGGAGGGGGGCGCCGGCGAGGCCGAGCCGGAGAUGGAGCCCAUUCCCGGCAGCGAGGCCGGCACUGACCCCCUCCCGGUCACGGCAACUGAAGCAUCUGUGCCGGACGGCGAGGCCGACGGGCAGCAGUCCUCUCCUCAGGCCGACGAGCCGCCGUUCCCGCCGCCGCCGCCGCCGCCGCCGCCGGGGGAGCUAGCCCGCAGCCCGGAGGCGGCGGGGCCGGAGCUGCAGCCUGAGGAGAAGCUGCCCGCCCGGGUGGUGGAGCCGGCGGCAGCCGCGCCACAGGAAGGGCCUGGCCUUUCACCUUCCCCUGCAUCGCCGCCCGAGGAGCCCGCGGCUCCCGAGGAGCGCCAGGAACCGCCACUGCACCAGCCCUCAGCCCCGGCGCUCGUGCCACCGGCGGGCGGGGACUCCGCGGUGUCGCAACUGAUCCCCGGCUCGAGGUUUGGGCCCCAUGGGAUCCCUGUGACAGUAUUUCCCAAAAGGGAAUAUAAGGAUAAACCUGAAGCCAUGCAGCUCCAAAAUAAUACAUUCCAAGAAGGGACCGAUGUCAAGCGUGAAGUGAAUGGUGCUGUUCCUGAAGACCCUUCUCCUGUCCCGCCUCCUGAGCUGAGCUUGGCCGAAAGCCUGUGGACUUCCAAACCACCACCUCUCUUCCAUGAAGGAGCACCUUAUCCUCCCCCUUUGUUUAUCAGGGACACAUAUAACCAAUCAAUACCUCAGCCACCUCCUCGGAAAAUUAAGCGACCCAAACGAAAAAUGUACAGGGAAGAACCUACUUCAAUAAUGAAUGCUAUUAAACUACGACCCAGGCAAGUCUUGUGCGACAAGUGUAAAAACAGUGUCGUUGCUGAAAAAAAAGAAAUGAGAAAAGGUAGUAGUGCAAGUGACUCUUCUAAAUAUGAAGAUAAAAAACGGAGAAAUGGGCCUCCCUGAAAUGAAAGUGUAACUACUGUGAACAAAAAACUGAAAACUGACCAUAAGGUGGAUGGGAAAAACCAAAAUGAAAGCCAGAAAAGAAAUGCUGUGGUUAAGGUUUCAAAUAUUGCUCACAGCAGAGGCAGAGUAGUCAAAGUUUCUGCUCAGGCAAAUACAUCAAAAGCUCAGUUAAGUACUAAAAAAGUGCUCCAGAAUAAGAACAUGGAUCAUGCAAAAGCUCGGGAAGUGCUGAAAAUUGCCAAAGAAAAGGCACAGAAGAAGCAAAGUGAAACCUCUACGUCCAAAAAUGCACAUUCAAAAGUCCACUUCACACGUCGAUACCAGAAUCCUAGCUCAGGUUCCCUUCCACCCCGGGUUCGUUUAAAACCACAGAGGUACAGGAAUGAAGAAAAUGACUCUUCUCUGAAGACAGGACUGGAGAAAAUGCGGAGCAGCAAGAUGGCACCAAAGCCCCAGUCCCGCUGCACCUCCACCCGCUCAGCAGGUGAGGCCCCUUCAGAAAAUCAGAGUCCCUCCAAAGGCCCUGAAGAGGCCAGCAGUGAGGUUCAGGACACAACUGAAGUGCUUGUGCCUGGUGAGCAGGAUGAACCACAGACACUGGGCAAAAAGGGCAGCAAAAGCAAUGUCUCUGUUUACAUGACCCUAAAUCAAAAGAAAUCUGACUCUUCCAGUGCUUCAGUGUGUAGCACUGAUAGCACAGAUGAUUUGAAAUCCUCCAACUCUGAGUGUAGUUCUUCUGAAAGCUUUGAUUUUCCUCCAGGCUGUAUGCAUGCACCUUCCACAUCCUCUACUUCCUCCUCUUCAAAGGAAGAGAAAAAGCUCAGUAAUUCCUUGAAAAUGAAAGUCUUUUCCAAAAACGUCUCUAAGUGCGUCACACCAGAUGGCAGGACCGUAUGUGUAGGGGACAUUGUUUGGGCCAAGAUAUAUGGCUUCCCCUGGUGGCCAGCCCGUAUUCUUACUAUAACUGUGAGCCGGAAAGAUAACGGCCUUUUAGUGCGGCAGGAGGCCCGUAUUUCAUGGUUCGGGUCUCCAACAACAUCUUUCCUGGCUCUUUCACAGCUCUCCCCCUUUUUAGAAAACUUCCAGUCACGCUUUAAUAAGAAGAGAAAGGGCCUGUAUCGCAAGGCUAUCACAGAGGCAGCUAAGGCUGCCAAACAGCUGACCCCUGAAGUGCGGGCUCUGUUGACACAGUUUGAGACGUGAACAUGGACAGUAAGUAAGGUAGGCAAGAACCUUUGGAAGGCGCCACAGAUUUUCUAGUCUAGUUAGGGGUAACUUCUAUGAGAUAGGUUGGCCAGAUUGGAGAGAGAACUUGCACUCAGUUGGCUGCUUUUUUAUACUUAACCUUACAGCCAUUUUUAGCCUGAGAAGCUUACACUGAACAAGCAAUCAUUUUGUCGUAAGGAAGUGAGAUUUUAGUAUUUUCCAGUUUUGCAGUCUAAAACCACCCCAAGGCAUAGGGAGCCAUAGCCUCAACUGAAAAUGAAUUUUUGCAGGGACUGUUAAUUGCCAUUUGU
Mesoplodon densirostris (Blainville's beaked whale) is the source of this 2559-nucleotide messenger RNA. Its product is annotated as PWWP domain-containing protein 2A-like. Gene Ontology annotation, molecular function: histone binding; chromatin binding. Gene Ontology annotation, cellular component: nucleus. The record is from RefSeq and is a predicted model, not a curated record. Lineage: Eukaryota; Metazoa; Chordata; Mammalia; Artiodactyla; Ziphiidae.